AUGCAGGUGCCUAUUGGCAGCUGUGCCUUCUCUCUACUCUGUUUGAAAAGCACUCUCUCUUUCUCCCUUUCUCUUUCCCUUAAACUUUCAUUUUUCACUUUCACUCACACAACAUACAAGCCUACACUUUUUCCUUCUUCACUUAUUUCACUUUGUUUUUCUUUUUCAUUUUACAUUUAUGCUUCACUUACAUUUCAUUUUUUUCUAUUUUUCAAUUUUGACUUCACUUUUUGUUUUUUACCUUCUCUUUCUUUCCUUUCUCACAACACCAUAUCCUGUGGUCAUUACUUAUUCUUUUUUUAUUUCAUUUUCUUCUUUUCUGGUGCACUUCUCUUUUCCCUUAAUUUUCAAUUUUCACUUCCAUUUUUUGUUUUCUUUGUUUUUUCUUUUUUCUUUUUUAUAGCAGCAUGCCCCUCUUCCAUUACUUUACUUUUAUCUUAUAUUUUUUCUUCACUCUUUACUUUUUUUUCCACUUUUUCCUUCCUUCUUCGCAUUACUUUUUUCUUCCACAUUUUCUUUCUUCCUUUACAUUACUUUUCCUUUCAAUUUUUCCUUCCUCCUUUAUAUUACUUUUUUCUUUCACUUUUUCCUUCUUUUACAUUACAUUUUUCUUUCACUUUUUCCUUCUUCUUUUACAUUACUUUUUUCUUUCAUUUUUUCCUCCUUCUUUUACAUUACUUUUUUCUUUCAUUUUUUCCUUCUUCUUUUACAUUACAUUUUUCUUUCAUUUUUUCCUUCUUCUUUUACAUUACUUUUUUCUUUCAUUUUUUCCUUCUUCUUUUACAUUACAUUUUUCUUUCACUUUUUCCUUCUUCUUUUACAUUACAUUUUUCUUUCAUUUUUUCCUUCUUCUUUUACAUUACAUUUUUCUUUCACUUUUUCCUUCUUCUUUUACAUUACAUUUUUUUUUCAUUUUUUCCUUCUUUCCCGAUUGAUCUACUUCAAUUUGUUCAUUAUCUAUCUAUCUAUCUAUCUAUCUAUCUAUCUAUCUAUCUAUCUAUCUAUCUACUUCAGUUCAUUCAUUAUCUAUCUAUCUACUUCAGUUUGUUCAUUAUCUAUCUAUCUAUCUAUCUAUCUACUUCAGUUUGUUCACUAUCUACUUCAGUUUGUUCAUUGUCUAUCUAUCUACUUCAGAUUGUUCAUUAUCUAUCUAUCUAUCUAUCUAUCUAUCUAUCUAUCUAUCUACUUCAGUUUGUUCAUUAUCUAUCUAUCUAUCUACUUCAGUUUGUUCAUUAUCUAUCUAUCUAUCUAUCUAUCUAUCUAUCUAUCUAUCUAUCUAUCUAUCUAUCUACUUCAGUUUGUUCAUUAUCUAUCUAUCUAUCUACUUCAGUUUGUUCAUUAUCCAUCUAUCUAUCUACUUCAGUUUGUUCACUAUCUACUUCAGUUUGUUCAUUAUGUUUCUAUCUAUCUACUUCAGUUUGUUCAUUAUCCAUCUAUCUAUCUACUUCAGUUUGUUCAUUAUCCAUCUAUCUAUCUAUCUAUCUAUCUAUCUAUCUGUCUAUCUAUCUAUCUAUCUAUCUACUUCAGUUUGUUCACUAUCUACUUCAGUUUGUUCAUUGUCUAUCUAUCUACUUCAGAUUGUUCAUUAUCUAUCUAUCUAUCUAUCUAUCUAUCUAUCUAUCUAUCUAUCUAUCUACUUCAGUUUGUUCAUUAUCUAUCUAUCUAUCUACUUCAGAUUGUUCAUUAUCUAUCUAUCUAUCUAUCUAUCUAUCUAUCUAUCUACUUCAGUCUGUUCAUCAUCUAUCAUAA
Acanthosepion pharaonis is the source of this 1749-nucleotide messenger RNA. NCBI's taxonomy places the organism in Eukaryota, Metazoa, Mollusca, Cephalopoda, Sepiida, Sepiidae. The record is from the annotation of a GenBank genome assembly.